ACCUAGCAGGCUAGCGAAACCACAACCUCUUUCGGCGCCUCAAUAGAAGAGAAGAGAAUGGCGAAGUCGUUGAGGUCAAAGAGGGAAAAGAGGCUUAGGGCUAUUCGGAGGGAGAUUGUUGAGCCUCUCUACGAAAAGAAAGAAGCUGCUAAGCAAGCAGCCCUAGAAGCUGCCCUUGCCGCUCCGAAGCUUGAGGUUCGCCAACCCUCGAACUCCGCCAUGGAUGCCUCCACCGCCUCAGCUACCAUCACCAAUAUGGAUGUGGAAAUGGCUGACGGCGCUCAAAGAACAGCUUCCUUAAAGCCUGUUGGUGGAGUAGGUAAAAAAUUCAAGAAGAAAUUGAAGAUUGCCAAGAGCAAGCGCCGUGGCAAGGGAAAGAAAAAGCGUCACAUAUAAUGUGAAUACUGAAUGGUUGCAGUGGUCUAGUCAGAAUUACUGUGGCUUUCUAUUCAGAAAGACUGCUGAAAUUUUGAUCGAACAAGCACGAAGACAAUUCACUUCUCUCGUCUUUGGGAGCUCUAGACAUUUUUAUUAACUAUACACUCAAAUAGUGAGGAACAAUACGGUUUAGUGUGUAGUAGUAGUCAGUGUUAAGACUCGUUGUGAACAUGAAAGUAGAUAUUCAAUUUGUGUACCAACCGACCUACCAAGCUCUUGGAAGUUGAACUUGAUGUUUACUUUUACUAUUGUUGAAUUUUAUCAUUCUUGUAGUUUUAUUCUCAA
Molecule: messenger RNA, 723 nt
Organism: Arachis stenosperma
Lineage: Eukaryota; Viridiplantae; Streptophyta; Magnoliopsida; Fabales; Fabaceae
Exons: 3
Coding region: 58-396 (112 amino acids)
Source: RefSeq, a predicted model, not a curated record